This is a messenger RNA of Spinacia oleracea (spinach), 1231 nucleotides long. RefSeq lists its product as uncharacterized. The record is from RefSeq and is a predicted model, not a curated record. Gene Ontology annotation, cellular component: plasma membrane. The transcript is spliced from 3 exons. Gene Ontology annotation, biological process: plasma membrane organization; regulation of membrane lipid distribution; phospholipid homeostasis. NCBI's taxonomy places the organism in Eukaryota, Viridiplantae, Streptophyta, Magnoliopsida, Caryophyllales, Amaranthaceae. The coding region runs from base 213 to 1064 and encodes 283 amino acids.
AUAUCCUUUUCAAAAAAUUGAUGAUUCUGCAAAAACAUUCACCUUCAAAAAUCUCAACUUCUAUUCCAAAAUUGCCACUUAAGCAAAGAAGAAACUAACAACCCUCCUCCCAUUUUCUCUCUCCUAAAAUAUCCAAAAACAAUCUUCAUCUUCUUCUUCCUCAGAUAAUUUCAUCAAACAACUGAACUCUGCUGCUGAACCUGAACCCGAAAAUGGUGAGAGGAAAUGGUAAUAACAAAAAACAACAAAAGAGGAGGAGCAAAGCAGGUGAUUUUUUCAUGGCAACUUUGGUAAUUUGGGCACUGUCGGUGGGGUACGAAAUUGUGUUCAACAACAAGAAAGAGCUUCUUCCUGUUGUUUAUGGUUGCUUGUUCUUCCAAAUUGCGAACUGGGUUCUUCGUUUUUGGGUUUCCAGGGAACCCCUUUUUGUCAAUACUGUUGUCUCUCUCCUUCAUUCCUCUUUUGCUUCUGUUUCUGUUGUGUUUAUUUUGGUCAACCAAUGGAGUGCAAAGCAUUCCAUUCAGAUGUUUGAUCACGAAGAACUUGUUCGCAAUACUUGGCCAUGGGCAUACACAGCCUUAUGUUUCUCUUGUGGUUAUUUUGCAUAUGAUCAGUGGGAUAUGUUGAAAUAUGAACUAUAUAGUGGCUGGUUCCCAUCUAUCCUGGCACAUCACCUGAUCCUUCUUCUUUGCUUCACGCUUGCUCUGUAUCGGAAUGUCACCAUCAACUAUCUCAUCCUUACCCUUAUCUGUGAGUUGCAUUCAGUCUUCCUACACGUGAGGAAAGUGAGACGGAUGGCAGGGAUUAGGAGUGCAGAGAGUACAAUCGUGAAGGCGGAAUGGUUUCUAAACUGGCUCACCUUCUUCUUUGCUCGAGUACUACCACACGCGUUAAUAUUGAUCAAACUUGUAAUAGACGCCCCAAAGUUUGACAAGGGUGGUGUAGAACUCCCACUUGCUUUAUUCGGGAUGAUUGGAAUGAAUUUGCUCAAUAUCGGUCUAGGCAUCGACAUUUUGGGUGCUUAUAAGAGAGAAAAGAGUCCACUUAAUCAUCAUAAUGAUUAAACUGAGUACAAGAUUGAAGUUUCUGUAGUUUGUUAUGUUAUUUUCCUAGAAAGGAUUUAUGUAAAUUGUUGUUGGUAGUAGCCAAAAAGUGGAAAAAACUGGAGAAAAAAGGAAGUAUGAUGUGAAUAUUUGUUGAUUUGUUUUUGUAUUUAAAAAAGAUUUGUGAA